AAAGACUGGUCAGCAGUGUACCUCUCCCCUUAGCUAUGGUAAUGCAAUUACUGGAUAAUGUCUAUUAAAUAAAUGUGCCCAGGCGCCUUCCUGGGAGGAGAGGAGAGUGGUUGUUCGCUACUGUCCCUUCCUGUACAUACUGAUCUUUAGGGGUUCAAACACUGGCACCUGCCUCCAGUGGCAAAACUAGUGUCUCCAGCAGAGUAGCCAGGGCUUCAGUGAAACUGGAUACCUGAAGGACUGGACCCAUGGCAAACUGGAAAUGACACAGCCCACACUCUCGGGCCUCCAGGCCAGGGCUGCGGCCAAUUUGUCGAUCUUCCUUCCCUUGGCUGGGGAUGAAGGAGGUGGAGCCGGAUACCAGUGCUUGGAGCUGGUGGUCCCCGGGCAGGGCUGAGCUCUGCUACCUUAGUGCGGUUGUGUGUCUUUUCUUGCUUUGGCUGGCAGGGUUGGAGAGGGGUGAAGGAGGGUUUGCCUCAAGGGAGAGCAUGAAGUCGGGGUGAGGACUGCAGGGUGGGUAGGGAGCAGCAAGACCGCUGCCGGGACCCAGAGCUUCGGAGGAUGCUGGAGUGUCUGCAGCAAGGGAUGGUAAUUUGUAGAUGGUUCCUGGUAGCUACAAGGUCUCUGAGGCGGAGCCUGGGCCUUUGCAUAUGAAAAUCCAGCCUGGGUUCCCCGGUGGGUCAAGCCGCGUUGGGGCGGGGCCAAGGUUGGCUUCUGCCGGGGAGGAGCCGGGAUGCCGCUCCCGCUGUGAUGCAGAAGGGAAUUUGCGGACAGUCCCUUGCCAGGUGGGGCUGGUUUCGCCCGGCCAGAGAGGAGGAGGACCGGCUGGCAGUCUCCUCCCAGGUAGGGAGCGUGUUGCCUGUCACCGCAUCCCGGCGGCCUGAGUACCUUGCCUUGCUGGGGCCAUGGCGCCGAGGGCGCGGACGUGAGCUUUGGAGGAGCCACUGUUGUGGUCAGGAAUUAAGCAGGGACACAGCCGGGACACUUGAAAUCACCUGAGGACUGAUUAAGAGAAGGGAGGGCCAGUGACAGCGCAUCUGCCUGAGUCCCAGACCUCACCGGCUGCUCCAGCAACGCCGUAGCUGAGUGGGGCCUCCAGGCCUGAGGGAACCCUUUGCAGGAGAACUGACUCAGGGAGCCUCCCAGGAUGGCUGUCUCGCCAGGGAACCUGAAUGUGGUGGGAAAGGGACAGAACUUUUCGGCGGGUGACUGCUUCCAAUCUCAGAACACCGUCCUGCAGGGUCAGCCCUUUGGGGGGAUCCCCACCGUGCUGUGCCUCAACGUCAUCUUGUGGGUGGUCAUCAUUUUGGUUUACUCCUUCCUCCGGAAAGCCGCGUGGGACUAUGGGCGCCUGGCUCUGCUGAUCCACAACGACAGCCUGACCUCGCUGAUCUAUGGGGAACAGAGUGAGAAGACGUCUCCCUCGGAUAUUUCCCUGGAGAUGGAACAUAAGGACAAGGGCUUCUAUUCCUGGUUUUUCAACACCAUCACCAUGAAGAACGAAGAUCUGAUUAGCAAGUGUGGAGACGAUGCCCGUAUCUACAUCACGUUCCAGUAUCAUCUCAUCGUCUUUGUGCUUAUCCUCUGCGUCCCCUCCCUGGGCAUCAUUUUGCCCAUCAACUACACUGGAAAUGUUCUGGACUGGAAUAGUCACUUUGGUCGGACCACCAUUGUCAAUGUCGCCACAGAGAGUAAGUUCCUGUGGCUGCAUAGCCUCUUCGCUUUCUUAUACUUCAUCACCAACUUCCUCUUCAUGACUCAUCACUGCCUAGGGUUUGUGCCCAAGAAGAGCUACAAGGUCACAAGGACGCUCAUGAUCACCUAUGUCCCCACGGACAUCCAAGACCCAGAAAUCAUCAUCAAGCAUUUUCAUGAGGCCUAUCCAGGGUGCGUAGUGACCAGAGUCCACUUCUGCUACGACGUCAGGACCCUGAUUGACUUGGAUAAUCAGAGGCGCCAUGCGAUGCGGGGCCGGCUCUACUACACGGCCAAGGCCAAGAAGAAGGGAAAGGUGAUGAUCAAGAUCCACCCCUGCUCCCGCCUCUGCUUCUGCAAGUGCUGGAUUUGCUUCAAAGAGGUAGAUGCAGAGCAAUAUUAUAGCGAGCUGGAGGAGCAGCUGACUGAUGAGUUCAACGCCGAGCUCAACCGCGUUCGCCUGAAGCGUCUGGACCUGAUCUUUGUCACCUUCCAGGACUCCAGGAUGACGAAGCACAUCCGGGAGGAUUACAAGUACAUCCACUGUGGUGUGCAGCCCCAACAGUCCUCGGUGACCACCAUCGUCAAAUCCUACCACUGGAGGGUUGCCCUUGCCCCACACCCCAAAGACAUUAUUUGGAAACACCUGUCCGUCCGCAGCUUCCAUUGGUGGGCCCGCUUUAUCGCAAUCAACACCUUCCUCUUCUUCCUCUUCUUCUUCCUCACCACGCCUGCCAUCAUCAUCAACACCAUCGACAUGUACAACGUCACCCGCCCCAUCGAGAAUCUGCAGAGCCCAGUUGUGACCCAGUUCUUCCCGUCCCUGAUGCUCUGGGCCUUUACGGUGAUGAUGCCUCUGAUUGUCUACCUCUCCGCCUUCCUCGAAGCCCACUGGACCAGAUCAAGUCAGAAUCUGAUCAUAGUGCACAAAUGCUACAUCUUUCUGGUGUUCAUGGUGGUCAUUCUGCCCUCUAUGGGACUGACCAGUUUGGAUGUCUUUUUCCGCUGGCUCUUUGACAUCUACUAUCUGGAACAGGCAUCCAUCAGGUUCCAGUGUGUGUUCCUGCCGGACAAUGGCGCCUUCUUCGUCAACUACGUGAUCACGUCAGCUUUGAUUGGCACCGGCAUGGAGCUGUUGCGCCUGGGGUCGCUCUGCCUGUACACCACCCGGCUCUUCUUCUCCAGGUCGGAGCCAGAGAGAGUCCACAUCCGAAUGAACCAGGCCAUGGACUUCCAGUACGGGCGCGAGUACGCGUGGAUGAUGAACGUCUUCAGCGUGGUGAUGGCGUACAGCAUCACCUGCCCCAUCAUUGUCCCUUUCGGGCUGCUGUACCUGUGCAUGAAGCACGUCACCGACCGCUACAACAUGUACUACUCCUACGCGCCCACCAAACUCAACGAGCAGAUCCACAGGGCCGCCAUCCACCAAGCCAUGUUCGCUCCACUCCUGGGUCUGUUCUGGAUGCUCUUCUUCUCCAUCCUGCGAUUAGGGUCCCUACACGCCAUCACCUUCUUUUCUCUCUCCACCCUCGUCAUGUCCACAAUAAUUGCCUGCCUUGGCACUUGCCUGCGGAAGCUUCAGAGAACAUCUGACUACGAGCCCGAGGAGGAAAUGGAAACUGUGUUUGACCUGGAGCCCAGCAGCACCUCCUCUACGCCAACUUCCCUUCUGUAUGUGGCCACCGUGCUGCAAGAACCGGAGAUGAACCUGACCCCAGCCUCCUCCCCCGCCCGGCACACCUACGGCACCAUGAACACACAGCCGGAAGAGGGAGAAGAGGAGAGUGGUGUGAGGGGCUUUGUGAGGGAGCUGGACUCGGCCCAGUUCCAGGAAGGGCUGGAACUAGAGGGCCAGAGCCAGUAUCACUGACCAGGACCCGAGGCCUCCACCUGGCGACUCCGGCCCCGAGUAACGGCCAGGGGAGGGCCCAGCAGCAGGAGGCAGGAGGGCGCCCUGGACCGCCCCACUACCUCCUGCAGACCUUGGGAAGGCCAAUGGAGCCCCGGCUAACUCUCAGCCAUGUGGAGGCCCCGACCUGCUGACCAGCUAGAACAGGAGAUGCUGGGCAGUGCAGAGGGACCCCUGGAUGGGAUGGCGGAUACGGGCAAGCACCAUGUCUCCGGAGCCGUGGCCGGAGCCCUAAGCAGAGACUGAAGGCUGGGGGACUUUUCUGGGUCACGAUGGAGAAGGUGUGUGUAAGGAAGGAGGCAGGAAGAAACCCACCGGAGACUCCCUGCAGUCUUUGCCACCCUUCUACCAGCUGCCCUGCCCGAGGAGCUGCGGCUGCUGCCCUCCCCCCCUGCCCUUCCGCAGCCCGUCCUCCCCUGCAGUCUGACGAAGCAAAGGUAUGUGUGCUGGGCCUCAACGGAAGACGCAGAUGGCCGCCACCUCCAGGUGUCCCUGCAUGGGGAUCUGUAAAGAGUUUCUGCAGCCUCCAGGCAGGGGCGGCUGAGCCCACAGACUUGAAGGAGGUGACCGAGCCCCUUCCUGUUCCUCUGCCCUCAUCAGAUGUCCCCAUGAGCAGCAGGGUAGAGACCUUCUCCUCCCUAUUCCUGCAAGAGCAGCUGGGACUUGGUCCCUCGGGAUUCAUGAAAUGGGACCUAUGCGCAUUUUGAUGAAGCCACCAGGGCUGAUGGCUGUAAGGUGGACGGGGCAGAGGCAGAAUUUGUCAGGCCAGGAGGCAGGGGAGGGGGCUUCUCCCAAACCAUUGAGUGAGAAACCAGACAUACCUCUCCAAGCUCCAGGGCCUAAUGAGAGGACCCCCUCCCUCCGGCCCAAGGUCAAGGAGAGCCACUGAGAGCUGCUCUGCCUCAUAUCCAUCUGAACGCCUAGACCACCGGUAAGACCGAGGUGGGCGGCAGCUUCGGGUGAAAAGCCCAUGCUGUGGACCGAAGGCGCUGGCCUUUCCCGGGCCUCUGCACAGGCCCCAACUUCUCCUCCCAGGGCCACCCAGCACUCAACUGAAGAGCAGUCAAGCGGCCUCCAGUGCCGUCCUGGCUCAGACACAGGGAUGGCCUACAGGGGGUUGGGGUGUCCUCCCUGGACAGCCCCUCCCAGGGCUGUCACUAUCUGAGGCCUGGAGGGGCCAGUACCUGAGUAGGAACAACACUGGUGACACCUAGCCCCAUUGUCACAGGCAGAGGGGUGCAGGGCUCAGCCUCUGGGACAGGCCCCCAUCAGGACACCGGGCAGCCGGUGUGGGAAGGCACAAAGAAGGGCUGGCUGGAGCCCCGGUGGACCAGAAUGAGCCAAAUCAAAUGAGGUCUGUGUGUUCUAGAGCUUUCCAGAAGUCCCUUCUCCAAACAUCUGGGCCCCUGCAGCCAACCUGUUGAAGGCGGGCACGCAGGGUCACCUCCCUGGGUGUUUCCCAUCAACCUCCAGGCACACGGGGGCCCCUGAGCUUGGAGCACCUGGACCUCACUUUGCUCACGUCUCAGCUCCAGGAGCUCCAAGCUUGACCCCAGAGGAGAGAGAGCACUUGCAAGGCAAACAUUGCUCCCCCUGGAGAGCUUGGCCCAGACUUUGGCAUGAGGGGUCUUUUCAGAGAGCCUGGGUCAGCUGGGGUGGUUGCGGUCUCUCCUUGUCCAGGUAGGAAUAAGGAGGAAAUUCUGCCUAGCUGGUUCCUCAAAACCCAGGCCCACAGGGCCGCCUCCUCCAAGCAUUCACCAGCCAACAAGGGGAAGGGUUGGAGUUCCUGUUGUGGUUCAGUGGGUUAAGAACCUGACACAGUCUCCAAGAGGAUGCAGAUUCAAUCCCUGGCCUCACUCAGUGGGUUGGAUCCAGCAUUGCCGCAAGCUGUGGUGUAGGUCACAGCUGCGGCUCAGAUGCUGAGUUGCUGUGGCUGCAGCUCCGAUUUGACCCCUAACCUGGGAAUGGCCAUAUGCCACAAAGGGAAAAAGGGGAGGGCGGGGAAUGGUUCUUUCCAGGCAGUGUGGUCAGGACCCAGAAGGGAGCUCCUCCCGCCCUGGGGACUGGCUGGCUCUAGGCCCUGCUCGAUCCCCUGGUGUGUGGCAAGGGGUGUCCUGCCAGAAGCUGGCCUCAGGGCUCACCGUCCCUGGGCACUACUUGCUGGCAUCGGCCCACAGUCUCCGAGGCCCCAGCUGGACAGUUGCAGCUGCUUCUGCCUCUGUGUGCCUCUCUCCUCCCCCUGCCCACCCGGCAGCCUGUAGAAGCUGGAAAGGGCCCCGGCAAAUGACACGGCCACACGGCUGGUGCCGCCCCCUCUGAAUCUGGGUCAAGUGUGGUCUGGCUCUGAGAGAAGGUAAUGAAGAUGCUGAGAACCUUCCUGACUCGUUCACUUCUCUACUCUUCCUGGAGACCCAGGACAACCAGCAAGGCCCAGCCAGAGCUGCUCACCUCUCGUGGCCACUGCGGGGGGUGUGGGCCUGCUUCGGCUCCUUUCACACCCCACCCGGGCCCCCCUCAGGCCUCCCCCCUCAACGUGUUCUUUCGACCCACAUGUGUCUCACCCAUCGGCCUCCACCGACCACCACCCACCCACCCCACUGCCCACUGCCUCCCGCAUCUGUCCCCAAAGCACCGCCUCUCAGACCUGACCCUCUCUGGAGGGCGCUGCCUCUGGGGACCAAGUGUGACCUAAAGCCUCCGAGAAGUGCCCCUCCCUGGGCCCAGGGCAGCUCCGGGCCUGCCUGCCUCUUCCUCAGACGCUUCUGGAAGCAAAGUGCCUAUCAGCAGCAUCGCAUCCUCUGGGGACCCCAGUGGGGAGUGUGGACUUCCUUUGGCCACCAACACUAAAGGAAUGUGCCAGAAUGCCGAACCUUCUUGUUACUAACGCUAUGACCGUGCCUUGAAUAAACAAGUCCUCCCAACCUC
Messenger RNA from Sus scrofa (pig), 6529 nucleotides. It is a transcript of the gene TMEM63C, whose product is annotated as transmembrane protein 63C. The record is from RefSeq and is a predicted model, not a curated record. NCBI's taxonomy places the organism in Eukaryota, Metazoa, Chordata, Mammalia, Artiodactyla, Suidae. Gene Ontology annotation, molecular function: calcium-activated cation channel activity. Gene Ontology annotation, cellular component: plasma membrane.